ACAGUCUGACAGGCAAUGAUAGGCUUGUCUAGUAAUGCAGUGGUUAUGGAAAGUCUAACCAGUUGUGCUGAAGAGCAGCAUCCCUCCUCUCUCGUGACAAACUGCUGGUCAAAAAACCAGGAAUCGAGUGGGAGCCAGAGGCCAAAAUGUGUCAGAGGAUUUGUUUUAGUGCAUGCAGGAGCAGGAUACCAUUCUGAAUCUAAGGCCAAGGAGUACAAGCAUGCUUGCAAACGAGCCUGUCAGAAAGCUGUGGACCAGCUGAGAGCAGGGGCGCCUGCAGUGGAAGCAGUGACUGCAGCUCUGGUUGAACUCGAGGACUCUCCUUUUACAAAUGCCGGCAUGGGCUCCAACCUGAAUUUGUCAGGAGAAAUUGAAUGUGACGCGAGCAUCAUGGAUGGAAAGUCGCUGCAUUUCGGUGCAGUCGGAGCGCUCAGCGGAAUUAAGAACCCCGUCUUGGUUGCGAACUGUCUGCUGAAUGAAGCGCAGAAAGGGAAGCUAUCAGCUGGCAGAAUACCACCCUGCUUUCUAGUUGGUCGAGGGGCUCAUGAUUGGGCAGUCAGCCACGGAAUACCUCCAUGUCCUUCAGAGAAAAUGGCCACAAGGUUCAGCUUGUCUGCGUACAAGCGAAACAAACGCAAGAUGGAGCUGGCGGAGGGCACGGACGCAGAACAUCAUCAGACAAAGAAAAGACGACAAUCAAGUGAAAAUGAGAACGGCUCCGGAGGCCUGGACACAGUCGGAGCCGUGGUGGUGGACUUGGAAGGGAACGUCGCUGCAGCCGUGUCCAGCGGAGGCCUUGCUAUGAAACAUCCCGGCAGGGUCGGCCAGGCUGCUCAUUAUGGAUGUGGCUGCUGGGCUGAAAAUGCCUCUAACAUGAACCCUUUCUCUACAGCAGUGAGUACCUCAGGGUGUGGAGAGCAUCUGAUCCGCACCAUGCUGGCUCGCGAGUGCUCUGCUGCCAUGCAGUCUGAAGAUGCCCACCAAGCGCUGCUGGAGGCUAUGCAAAACAAAUUCAUCAGCUCGCCCUUUCUGGCCGGUGAGGAUCGUGUUUUGGGCGGAGUCAUUGUCUUGAGGAGCUGCAGAUGCGUGGAAGCUCAGCCAUCGCCGAAUAUUCAGGGUAUACUGGUGGAGUUCCUGUGGAGUCACACCACAGAGAGCAUGUGUGUUGGCUACAUGUCCGCACGAGACAGCAAAGCAAAGACACACAUUUCCAGAUUGCCACCCGGGACCGUUCCUGGACAGUCUUUGGCCAUCGAGGGAGGGGUGUGUCGGUUGAUGGUGGAGUGAACCACCAUCUCUUCUUCGUUUCUCCAACUUUCUGGGCUUCCUUAGCAAUACUCCCCAUAUAAACUGAGCAAAAUGUGCACACACACGGACACAAACAUCCCCCCCCCACCACCUUCCCACAGUCUUUGCGAUGCCAGAGAUAAAAAGCUUUCAUUGUUUUAAUAGGUGUUCAGGAAGGAGCGAGGAGCGUUAGCUUCUACUUAGUGCACUUACAGAACUUCCCUUUGC
This is a messenger RNA of Nematolebias whitei (Rio pearlfish), 1515 nucleotides long. It is a transcript of the gene tasp1, whose product is annotated as taspase, threonine aspartase, 1. Lineage: Eukaryota; Metazoa; Chordata; Actinopteri; Cyprinodontiformes; Rivulidae. Gene Ontology annotation, biological process: protein maturation. The transcript is spliced from 13 exons. The record is from RefSeq and is a predicted model, not a curated record. Bases 16 to 1287 code for a protein of 423 amino acids. Gene Ontology annotation, molecular function: threonine-type endopeptidase activity.